AUGGAUCCGAACGAGAGCGGUCACCACGCACAGGGACCGCCGGCGGCGCCGCCACCACCCGUCGACGGUCGAAGCGCGCCGUCCCUCGUUCCGCAACUGACUCCGGGCAAUGGGGUCGGCUUGGGUAUGAGCUCCGGGGCUGCCGCGGCGUCCGCUUACCAUCACCCGCACUACUCGCAGAAUGCGGCCGCCGCCGCCGCGGCAGCCGCGGCCGGUCACCAUCUGGCUCCCGGGUACGCGGCCGCCAUGAUGGACCACCAUCAUCAGCACGUGAAAGAUGCUUACUACCACCACCAUCACCACGGCCGGCAUUACGAUCCGUACGCGAUGCACCACGGCCACGGUGGCCCGUACCAUGCCCCUCCGCCACCGCCCUUGGGGUCGAUGAAUCCGAUGCACUCGCAGCAUUCCUACCACCAACAUCACCAUCCGCACCAGAAUCCGUACGGUCACUCCGCGUACCAUCCGCAUCAGCCGGCGUCACUGUACCCGCCGCCACCGCCACAGGCCCCCACCGGCAUGCACCAUCAUCCGGGUCAUCACCACUCUUCGCUGCUACCCUCGACCGGGCCGGGCUCUUCAUCCAUGGGUCAAUACUCUGGCAGCGGUGGCGGUGGCCAUCAGCAGCAGUACCCUGGCUACGGACAGCCCGUCGCAGCCACGGAUCAAUCCGCCGGUUGUCACUAUUCCACUCCGGGUGGUGGUCACCAUUACAACCCGGGGGCCUAUCGCGAUGAUAAGGAUAUGCUGAUCGGUCCACCGGAACCACCCCACGGGGACCCAUCCGGUAUGGGUGGCUUACCACCCGCUCCGCUUCCUACGCAGACUGCCGGACCUACGGCUACUGGGGGAGGUGGUGGAGUGGCCGGCAGCACCGGUGGCGGUGGAAAACGUAAAAUUGAAAUACUCGACAAUAUUCUGAUCAAGAAAUCCAAACACAUCCCCGAACCGGCGGGCCCAAUGGCCACGGGCAGUGCUCCACCGGCAGCAGCUUCAAGCAAUCAAGUACCGCCGCCGCCGGCUUCGUUUUGUCCACCACCCGGUGUACCCGGUGACCACCAGGGGACACCGGUAGGCGAUGGUGUUAAAUCGUCGUUCCAGAUAUCCAAUUUACUCGACGACAAGAGUUCGAAGCAGCUUCCGGCCCCGCCCGGAGUCGAUAUGAUGACCGCAGCAGCAGCAGCAUUGCCACCGGCGCCAAUCGAAGUUCGGGGCAGCGGGGAAAAAAAGCAAACGACCGGCCGCCAUGGAGGCGGGUCAAAGGCGAACAAGAAAACGGCUUACGAAGGCGGUUCCGGUCGAAGCAAAGCCGGGGCAAACAAUGCCAAACACGAUUCCUCACACCACCACGCACACGGGGCGGGUGCGGGUGGCAGUAACGAGACACACCAGCCGACGGCUGACCACCAGCAGCCGGCGCCGCAGCAGCAGAUGGACUUUGAAAUUUCCGAAAAGCUCAAGGAGAUGGGCGAAAUCAGCGUCAAGCCGGUAUCGAAGACGGACGCGAAUGCCAAGGCACGGCAGCAGAGCGCCGACCUCGAGUGCAACGAGGAGAUAUCGCUGGAGAUCACCAAGAAGGAUGCGGCCGCCAUCCGCAAGGUGACCAAUUUGCGCAAAAACAUCAAGGAAGUGAUGGACGAUAAUCAGCUGGACGCGUCGACGCUGGCGGCCCAGCGGCAGGAACUGGAGCGAUUGGCGCGCGUCCAGGAGCAGCAGCGCAUUAUCCGCGAGGUGCAGCGCCAGCUGGCCCUCGAACGCCAGACGAACAAAACGGAACAGAAGGUGAUGCAGUUCCUGCAGGGACACGCUUCGAUACUGAAACCACAGCAACCCGGCACAUCCAGCGGGGCCGCCGCCGGUACGUCAUCGGCCAGUGGCGGCACUGUGCCCACCGGUAGCCCUACGAUGGCCUCAUCCUCUGCAACGGGCGGACCGGUACGGCUUGGCUAUGUGAAGAAUCCGUUCGAAACGCGUGGCCGUCCACCGAAGAACCGGCAGCUGUUGCUGAGCACGACACCGAUCUCGACGGUGACGGCCACCAGCGCUGUCAGCGCCACCACCACCACCCAUCUCACACCGUCGGUCAGUAUUGCGCCCGUAAAGGCCAGCACCAGUAGCGGCACGGUGCCGCUACCAGCCCCGGCGUCCACUUCGUCGUCCUCGUCGUCACCGUCCGUGAUUCCGGUGCGCACGUUCGAGGAGAUGGUCGACGACAGCGAGGGCGAAGAGCUGGAACCGGAGGACGAGGAGGAGGACGAGGACAGCGACGGGGAGGUGAUCGCGCUGCCGGAGAAGAAGGAGAUCGUGACGAUCGACAGUUCGUCGGACGACGACGACUGCAUCGUGCUGUCGGAUGACGACGAGGAAGAACCGGAGGACGAAUCGGACGAUGACCCGCAGAACAGUGGGCUGCACGUGAACGAUACGUACAACGUGCCGGAUGACCAGGGCCGGGUGGUGAUCAACGUGGGUCACGCCGACGGCGAGGAGGACAUCUUCCUGGCGCCGCAGAUUGCGCGCAUCAUCAAGCCGCACCAGAUCGGUGGUGUGCGGUUUCUGUUCGACAACAUCAUCGAGUCGAUCGAGCGCUACGACUCGUCGACCGGGUUCGGGUGCAUACUGGCCCAUUCGAUGGGCCUCGGGAAGACGCUUCAGUUAGUUUGCUUCUGUGAUAUAUUUUUAAGGCACACCAGCUCGAAGACGGUGCUCGUCAUUAUGCCGAUCAACACGCUGCAGAACUGGUUGAACGAGUUCAACACCUGGCUGCCGGAUGAUGCGACGCACAGUCCGCUGCGCAACCACGGUGAGGUGCGGUCCCGCAACUUCCGCAUCUACAUCCUGAACGACAGCCACAAGACGCUCAAGUCGCGGUCCAAGGUCGUGCUGGAGUGGGCCAAAAAUGGCGGUGUGCUGCUGAUCGGGUACGAAAUGUAUCGGCUACUGAGCCAGAAGAAGAUGACAAAGAAGAAGAAAAAGAAGAGCAAAAAGGGGGGACUGGCGGGGGCCGAUCCGGAGCCGGUUGAGGAGGAGAAGGAAUCGACGGAGGAGCAGCGCAACAUGUUCGACGACAUCCACGAGGCGCUGGUGAAGCCGGGCCCGGAUUUGGUGGUGUGCGACGAGGGCCACCGGAUCAAGAACUCGCACGCCAGCAUUUCGGUGGCGCUGAAGCAGAUCAAAUCGAAGCGGCGCGUCGUGCUGACGGGCUACCCGCUGCAGAACAAUCUGCUCGAGUAUUGGUGCAUGGUGGACUUUGUGCGGCCAAACUAUCUCGGCACCAAGACCGAGUUUAGUAACAUGUUCGAACGCCCGAUUCAGAACGGGCAGUGCAUUGACUCGACGCCGCAGGACAUCAAGCUGAUGCGGUACCGGGCGCACGUGCUGCACUCGUUGCUGCUCGGGUUCGUCCAGCGCCGGUCACACUCGGUGCUGCAGACGUCGCUGCCGCAGAAGGAAGAGUACGUGCUGCAGAUCCGCAUGACCGAGUUCCAGCGCAAGCUGUACAGCGUGUUCAUGAACGAGGUCGUCCGGACGAAGGCGGUACCGAACCCGCUCAAGGCGUUUGCCGUGUGCUGCAAGAUCUGGAACCACCCGGACGUGCUGUACAACUUUCUCAAGCAAAGCGAGCGCGAUCUCGAUCUGGAACUGGAGGAACCGGAACCACCGGGGGCGGCGGCGGCGGCCGGCAAACAACAGCCGGCUGAUCCGGCUGCCAUAGCGGCGGCGGCGGCGGCAGUGGCCGGGACGCCGAUGGAAGUGGACGGGAAUGGGCCGUCGGCGGCGCUACCGAACGUUUCCCCAACGACGAUGGCAACGAAACCGGCCCGCAAGAACGCGGCGCUUCCGAAACCGGCCAAACCGUUGGCACUGAAAAAGGACGGAACGCCGCGCAAACCGAGAACGCCGAAAAAGCUGGCGGCCAACAAUAAAUCGCAGGCGGUCGUGGGAAAGGACGGCAAGAUCGUGCCGGCCGCUACGAUCAGCCCGAGCAACGUGACGUCGAAGGAUGCGAACGCCAUGGAUACGUCACCCGCGGUGCUCCCGCCGAAAGUGGAACCGGGGUUGGACUUUGGUGGAGCCGACCGAAACGGCGUGAAACACGGUGGCGGAGGCACGGCACCGUAUCCGGCACCGUUCCCUGGUGGUGAAGCCUACCCGUACCAGGCCGGGGCCUACCAUCAUCACCAAGCGGGUCAUCCAGCGGGUCCGAAUCCCAACUACGCGGGCUACAAUCAAGACACGACGAUGAUGGGAGCGUACGAUGCUUACGGUGCUCCGGGCGCUGGUCAGUACAAUGCCGGUGGCACGCCGGCUGGCACGGAUUCGUACGGAGGGAUGUACGGUAACAAUUACUAUCGCAACGAGUACACCAAUUCCUCGUACCAUCACGCGCCGUACGAUCAAGGCUACCCACCGUACGGUAGCGGUGCGAACCCGGUCGACACGAGUGGCAACCCCAGUUACAACGCCAGCAAUGGUGUGCCCGGUGGUGACACCGGUCAAAACGCACAAUCAACCUACUGGAACUCGGAGGCCAACAAUGGCGACAACGGUGGAAACGGUUACAAUGCUUACGCUCAGCAACAAGCCGGGCCACCGGGUACCAGCAACGGUGGUGCCGAUGUUUACCCCGGCUAUCCGGGGUAUGGGGCCACGACGAACGGUAACUCGGGGCCGGGGCCAGCAAACGAAGCGUCCGGAGGAUUGUACGGUUACACCGAGGAACCUCAACAGCCUACGGCGACCGGUGACGGUGGUCCGACACCUUCUUCACCGUACGACAGCGCGUACGCCACCGGGGGCAGCACCGUCAAAUGGGAGGAUCCAGCAACGGCCACCUCCGUCAGUGGCGACGGUAACGGCACACCGCUUUCCGAUGCCCAGCAAUCGAUCGCCGAGCAAGCGAACGCCGGACAGCUGCCGAUAAAACCCGAACCGAGUGAAUCGAUCACUGAUGAAGCGCCCGUUCCACCCGGAACCGGAAGAGAUGAAUCCGGAACCGGGUUGGAUGCCAUUACGCAGGAGCAAGCGAACGCCCAGUACGCAAAUCAACCGUCGCUCGACGAUCUGAAGGAUCCGGUCAAACCGGACCUGAACAGUGACAAGCCGAACGAAAUCGUCGACAUGGAUACGACGACGACGAAGGACAUCAGCCCCAAGAUGGAGCUGGCGGCGGCGGCUGGAGACGCUGUGCCAGCGACCGUCGAGUGCGUGAAGCAGGAAAUCAAACAGGAGACGAUCAAGAAGGAAGAGGAAGAGACCACCGGGGGCGUUAAGCAGGAAGCGAACGGGCAACCGGAGGCUUUGGACAAAAAGGACCCGCUGUCCGUUGUGUCGGUGAAAUGUGAGAUUAAAAAGGAAGAAAAUGGACCGAUGGACGACGAGUGCGGUGCUGCGGGUCCAGUGGUUCUGAACGGGGAUGCGUCCGAGGCCACCGACGAUACUGGACCGACGAAGGACUCCGAGAAACCAGCCGUCAUAACUCGGGAUUCGUCGGAUGUGGAGAAUGGUGGCGACGUUAAGAUGGUCAAGAAAGAGGAGGGUGUGGAAGUUAAACGGGAAGAUGAAGAAGUUAAAAAGAUUGAAAAAGAGGAGCCCGUUGAGGAACUGUUGGACGAGGACAAAAAACCGACCAUCGCACUUCCAACGAGCGAUGCCUGCGGUGAGUCGAUCGGAACGGACGAUGAUUUGAAAGAUAAGGCGUCCCCGAAGAAGGAAGACCCCGGUCCCGUGUUGCUCGAUGGCGAUGAUCUUAAAGAGGGCCCGGAACAGAAGGUAGAGACAAUCGCCGACCAGGAGAAGGUGGUGCCCGACGUGAUCAAGAUCGAAGAUGACUGUGUCACCGUGAAGCUCGAAGAAGAAGGAGGCAAAGAAACGAGUUCCUCCACCACGUCGUCGGCGGCGGCGGCGGCGGUUGUGGCGGUGGGUCCAGGAAUCACUCCCGGUGGUGCCGCAGGCACGGCAGCCAAGGAGCCGAAAGUAAAGGACGCCAAGGACGAGAUCCCGUACGAGUGGGCGUUUGAGUUGAUGAAGGGCUACGUUCCGGAUCUGCUGGAAAACUCGCCCAAAAUGGACAUCUUCUUCUGCAUCCUGGAGGAGAGCAUCCGACUGGGCGAUCGGUUGCUGGUGUUUAGCCAAAGUUUGCUGACCCUCAACCUGAUCGAACGCUUUUUGCAGCGCAACAAAAUUCCCGGCACCGAGAGCUACUGGUGUCGGAACAGCAGCUACUUUCGUUUGGAUGGCUCGACGGUGGCGCAGGAGCGCGAGAAGCUGAUCAACGAGUUCAACUCCAACCCGAACGUGCACCUGUUUCUCGUUUCGACCCGUGCCGGUUCGCUCGGCAUCAAUCUGGUCGGUGCGAACCGGGUCGUGGUGUUUGACGCGAGCUGGAACCCGUGUCACGACACGCAGGCCGUCUGCCGGGUGUACCGGUAUGGGCAGAAGAAACCCUGUUUCGUGUACCGGCUCGUGAUGGACAACUGUCUCGAGAAGAAGAUCUACGAUCGGCAGAUCAACAAGCAGGGCAUGUCGGAUCGCAUCGUCGACGAGUGCAACCCGGAUGCGCACCUGUCGAUGAAGGAGAUCACCAGCUUGUGCUACGACGACGGGGAAGAUGGCGAGGUGAAGGAUUUUAGCCAGGACAAGGACAAGUUUAUCGACAUCGUCAUGCAGCACCUGCUGGCGUCGCACUCGAAGAAGCUCACGAAGGCCCCGUUCGCCCACGAAAGCUUGCUGAUCGAUCGGAAGGAGAAGAAGCUGUCGUCGGCCGAGAAGCGUCAGGCGCAGCGGGGCUACGAGCUGGAGAAGCAGGCGGCCACCAAGCCAACGUACUCGUACACCUCCAUGGGCACGACCUAUCGGGCGAUCCGCACUUCCGAUGGAUCCAUCAUCCAUCGACCGGUUGCUUCGGUACGACCCAUGCAGGCGGGUGAUGCGAACAAAACGAAUGUGGCCGGCGUACGACCGACCCGCUGGAUACCGGCCGAAGUGUGGCAACGGCAGGGCAUGACGGCACAGGAAAUGACGCUUCCAAUCGAUGUCGUUAUACCGACCAGCUCGGCCGAUAAAUCCAACAUCGUGCUGAAGGCGGGCCAGAAGGUGAUGGUGCUGAAGUCGCCCAAGGGCAUCUACAUGCAGCUCGAGAGUGGCAAGAUCAUUGCCAUCCGCACGGCGUUCAAGGUGGGCCAAAGUAAGGACACGACCCCGGCCAAAGGGGGCAUCGUAACGACCACUCCGCCCAGCAGCACGACGGCGGCCGGUGCUGGUCGCCGUGGAUCGAACCUGACGUUCAGUACGGCGAAAGCUUCGUCGACGCUGCUCCUCCCGAAGAACGGCAGCGGGGCGGCCAGCGACUUUUCCGAGGGCAACUCACUGAGUAUCGCCUCAAACUCGGACGAUGACGAAAAGUCCGACUCGAGCAUGCUCCCCCUGACGAUCAACGACGAUGGGGACAGCGAAAAGGAAACGAUGAGCGUGGACGACUACCCGGACAAGCCGGGCCUGAAGAAGGACGAUGUGGAGCAGGGCAUGGUGCUGAACGAGAAGACUGACACGACCAGCAGCACCGGGAGCAUGAGCUGCGGUGGCAGCAGCAGCGGUACGAACAACAGUACGAUCCACACCGCGCCAUCCUUUAAGGCCGCAGGGUCGCACCAGAAAGCGGGCGAGUCGCUCGAAAAGUUCCCCAUGAUUCAGUCCCCGUACGCGGCCAAUCCCGCAACUGUGCCGAACCGUGCAGCAUCCGUCCACCAAGCACACCAAGCACCGCAGCCACCACCUACGGCCACGGUCACGAUCGAUGACGAUUCGCCUCCGAUGCGCGACAAGAUGGUUUUUAAGCCGAAUUUGGUCGAACGCAAGCCGAAGGCGUCGCAGUCGGCGUUGAAAAACUAUCGCCACAAGGCGGGUAAAGCCCAGGAGCCCAUGGUUACCACGGUGACAACGGCCGCGGCUGCUUCGAUGGCCGGUGACGGUACCAAGCCCAGCGGCAGUGUAGCGGCUGGGACGGGCGGGAUAACUGAAUUCCCGCCAUCCGCGUCCGGUAGUGUGAGUGAGAUCGGUGCAGGUAACGGCGGUGUCAGUGGGCCAGCGCCCGGUUACAAUAGCUUGAACAGUAUUCCACCGACCGCGAACAAACCGCCAACGGGCCAACAAUCGUUGCUGAUGAACGUGAACGACGGAACGGGUGUGAAGAAAGCGACACCAGCAGCAGGCGGAUUGAACCCACAGGCUAUGGACGCGUACCCGCCAACGGAUACCGCCAGCAGCGGAGGGUAUCAUCUUCCGCAGUCCCCGCAUGCAGCAACGUCCCGGCCGUCAAGUAAGGCGUCCGGUGAAGGGUUACCACCGGGAACUCAACCGACGUACUCUGCCGCUUACGGCGGUCACCAUGGUCCACCGAUGGGGGCUGGUGGCGCUAAAAACCACAUGCACCAACAGCAGCAGCCGCAGCAACACCCGAUUCGCUCAUCGUCGUCGGUCACGCCACCUUCGCCUUACGGUGGCCACAAGAAUCUACAGCACCACUCGUGGAUGCCGUACGGUGGCGGCGCCGCAGGCUCUUCUACGAGCAGCAGCUCCACGGGAGGCGCCAGCAGCUAUGGUCAUCCUGCUCAGCACCAACCGCAGCAGCAUCCGCAGUACCAUCAACCAACCGGGGCGACCGGGCCGGUACCGCCACCACCGGCACCGUACGAAUCGAGUUUGAACUUCCUGGAGAAAACGACCUCGGCCUUGAUCAACAAUCAAAACCAGAGCGAGUUCCAGGCGUCCCUCAGCAGCAUCACCCGCUCGCCAACGCCCACCGAUGGGUACGUUGAUUACGCACCGAAACCGGUGGCCACCACUGGGGCGGGUGCGGGAAAGAAGGGCGGCAGUGGUGGUGGCAAAAGCAAAACCCCGAAACAACCGAAAAAUGAUUGCGGGGCAGCCAAGAAGGCGCUCAACAAACGCAACAAUCCGUCACCGUACACACACAUUUCCUCGUCAUCGGCCUCCUCGUCACCGUCCGCUUCGCCUGCGGUCAUGAAUCUUCCACCCGGUGCCGGUUCCGGUGUUCCGCCGGUCGCCGUCGCCUACCAGGGCUACCAGCCGAUGCCACCAACGACUGCCGCAGCAGCAGCACCGGCUACGAUUCCUGCGCCAGCGAACGUAACCACGGCGACGGUUGGCGGAGGUUACUACGAUCACUAUGCACCAACCGGGGCUGCUGGUGUUGGUAGCGGCGGCCAUCAACAGCAAGCGGCCGCGGGCUACGGUUCGACCGUGUUUCCGGGUACGGCAAACGCGCUCGCACCGCAACCACCGCCGCCGCCGUCAUCGGCACCGGUCUCGAGUGGGGCCGGGUACGCAGGGACAGGCGUAGGUAAUGUGCCCGGUUCUUCGUACGCGGGGCCGUCGUACACAUCGAGCGGUAACAGUGCAACGGCAACGGCGACGGUGCGCUCCAACUACUACCACCACCAACCACCGGGAGCUGGAAACCCCAUCGACUCGAAUGGUGCUGCAGCUACCCCAACUUCCCAGGCGAACUACGCCGCACCGGUCUCGCAGUCGCACCACGGUUCAUCACCGCCCGAUGCCAACAUGCCCCACUACUCGCAACCCCAAGCGACACCGGCCACGGUACCGGUUUCAUCGUCGCCGACCCCAUCGCGAGGAUCCCGAGGAUCUUCGUCCUCGUCCCAUCAGCAGCAGCAGCAGCCUCAUCAUCUGCAGCAACAACACCAUCAUAUGCAUCACUCGCAGCAGCAUGUGCAACAGCAUUCGCAUCAUCCACAUCAGCAUCAGCAGCAUCAGCAACAGCAACAAGCGGCUCCGAUCGUGCAACCCGAUUACCCGGCCUACCAGAUGCCUUCGGCACCGAUGCCGCCGCAGCAACAGCAGCAGGGAAGCUUCAUUCCGUACCCGACAUCCCCGCCGGCGUCGACGGGCACUUCCUAUGAGACCGGCACGGUGGCUCCCGGAGGUCAAAACGCCACAGCCACCACCACUACUGCAAACACGAACGGAUCCGCCUUUCACAGGCCCGAAAGUGGUGGUCCUACCACGACGACUUCAUCGACGGCGGUAACAGCAACGGCAGCAGCACCACCGGUGGCCGUCGCGCCGCCCGUCUCAAGCUACGACACACCGCCAACGUACAUCCCGGAUGCCAAUGCUCCAACCUACCAUCACGCCCAGUACCACCAUCAUGGCGCGUACCAGUCGGGGCCGACCGCUCCUCCCCAGUACCACCAUCCCCAGUCGCAGGGCUACUAUCCGCCACCGCCGCCGCCACCGUCGUCGGCCUACUCAUACUACGCGGCACCCGGACCGUACGGGGCCGCGCAACCGGACCCGGUACCACAGUACCACCCGUAUCCUGCGCCACCGGCACCACCUUCCGCGAACCCGCCGGGUGGUGCCGGUGCCCCCGGUACCGGCGCAGCAACGACUGCAAGUGGCUACAACUAUCCACCGUACCCGAGCCAACCUGGCGUUGGCCAGUGGCAAUAA
Anopheles cruzii is the source of this 10494-nucleotide messenger RNA. RefSeq lists its product as uncharacterized. Gene Ontology annotation, molecular function: ATP hydrolysis activity; ATP binding; ATP-dependent chromatin remodeler activity. Gene Ontology annotation, cellular component: nucleus. The coding region runs from base 1 to 10494 and encodes 3497 amino acids. The transcript is spliced from 7 exons. NCBI's taxonomy places the organism in Eukaryota, Metazoa, Arthropoda, Insecta, Diptera, Culicidae. The record is from RefSeq and is a predicted model, not a curated record.